AUGUUUUCUCGAGUAGCCCGCCUACGUAUCCCCAAGAGAAGCAUAACAAUAAAUGCCGAGCUAUCAAGGAAACUAGAAAGUGCUCAGCAUCAUCCUGUGAUCGUUGUUGGCGGUGGACACGCUGGAUGUGAAGCGGCCACUGGAUCGGCUCGUGCUGGUACGCCCACCACCCUUAUUACACCUCAGAUAAAUAAAAUAGGAACAGCAUCAUGUAACCCGUCCAUGGGUGGUAUUGGAAAGGGAACUUUGCUACGAGAAGUGGACGCUUUAGAUGGUGUGGCACCAAAAGUCACGGAUAAGGCUGGUAUACAUUUCACUAUACUUAAUGCGUCUAAGGGAGCAGCGGUCCAAGGCCCAAGAGCCCAGAUCGACAGAAAGAUAUAUCUUGAAGAAAUGCAGAAGGUGAUAUUAAAUUAUAAGAACCUUAAUGUGCUUGAAGCACUGGUGGAGGAUAUCAUCAUAUCACCAUCAGAGGUCAGUAACGAUAACCAAGGCAGAUCCUAUGGAACUGUUAAAGGUGUGUGUCUUAACGAUGGUACUGUUUUAAGCUGUGAUGGUGUUGUGAUUACAACGGGAACGUUCCUUGGUGGCGAGAUCCAUAUAGGUAUGGAAGUGUUUCCGUCUGGAAGAAUGGGUGAAGAUGCCACUUUUGGUUUAUCAAAAACACUCAACGAAGCUGGGUUCAGUCUUGGAAGGUUGAAGACUGGAACACCACCACGUCUUUCUUCAAAAACUAUAGACUAUUCCAAUUUGGCUCCUCAAAACUCGGAAAAUCCACCACAACCCAUGUCUUUCAUGAAUGAGAAAGUGGCGCUUCAGGAUCAACUAGUUCAGUGCCAUCAGACAUUUACAAAUCCCGAAUUCCACGACCUUGUGGCAAAAAAUCUUGAUAAAACUAUUCACAUUCGUGAGACGGUCAAAGGGCCUCGUUACUGCCCAUCGAUCGAAUCGAAGAUAAUCAGGUUCCCUCUGAAGACGUCUCAUAUAGUUUGGCUCGAGCCGGAGGGAUUAGACACUGAUAUUGUAUACCCCAACGGUAUCUCAUGUACAUUACCGGCUGAGCUCCAGGAGCAAAUGGUAAGACUUCUCCCUGGGUGUGCUAACGUUACUAUGGUUCAGCCUGGUUACGGUGUGGAGUAUGACUAUGUCGACCCUAGAGAACUUAAGAGAACUCUUGAAACAAAGUUGGUUCAUGGGCUCUAUCUUGCAGGUCAAAUUAAUGGUACCACUGGGUAUGAAGAGGCUGCCGCUCAAGGAUGUGUUGCGGGUAUCAACGCUGGACUUGCACUGGCAAACAAGCCUCCUUUGGAACUUUACCGGUCUGAUGGAUACACGGGUGUUGUAAUUGACGACCUUAUCACAAAGGGAGUCGAGGAACCUUAUAGGAUGUUUACUUCCCGGUCGGAAUUUCGUUUUACAAUGCGUGCGGACAAUGCCGACCAGAGACUCACUAUGAAAGGCUAUGAGGCCGGUGUUGUCGGUGAGGAGAGAUUUCAGCACUUUUCCAAAGAAAUUGACCAAUACAAUAAGAUUAGGUCCUUUUUGAAGGGUAUCGAAUUGUCAGGAGCUCGCUGGGCACCUGUUCUUGGCAACCUCGCUGAUAAGGUCAACAAGAAGACAAUGGUGGACGGUUGGAAAUUGUUGUCAUAUCACGAUGUGACUCUUGACCACAUUUUACCCAAUCUUCCCAAGGUCGUUCUUGGAGGGGCUCUUCCAGAGUAUUUCGAUAACUUAUCAAGAUGGCAAAAGCAGAGGAUAGACGUGGAAAGUCGCUAUGAGCCAUGGCUCAAGAGAGAAGAACGCCAUAUUCGUGCAUUUGAAGCAGAUGAGAAUUUGCUCCUCCCAGAGAAUUACAUCUACACCAACACAGGUAAACUCAAGCUUUCCAACGAAGCUUGCCUGAUGCUCAACAUGGUUCAACCCAAGACAAUUGGCCAAGCCAGAAGAAUACAGGCUUUAUAA
Candidozyma haemuli is the source of this 1962-nucleotide messenger RNA. RefSeq names its product tRNA modification protein (gene MTO1). Gene Ontology annotation, cellular component: cytosol. Bases 1 to 1962 code for a protein of 653 amino acids. Gene Ontology annotation, molecular function: flavin adenine dinucleotide binding. The transcript has 2 exons. The record is from RefSeq and is a predicted model, not a curated record. Lineage: Eukaryota; Fungi; Ascomycota; Pichiomycetes; Serinales; Metschnikowiaceae. Gene Ontology annotation, biological process: tRNA methylation; tRNA wobble uridine modification.